CCGCCAUUUGAACCUGGCGCAUCCACACACACCCCCGCCCCGCGCAGAGACAACCCCGCCCUCGCCAGCGCCGCGUUCCCGCCCCCUGGAUCCCCCCCCUCGGCCGUGCCCUGAGCCUCCUUUAAAUCGUGUGUUUGCACCGAUACCAUGGCCCGCGACGAGUUGCAGGCCACCAACCAGCGCCUCCAUGACCUCGAGCGCAAGCUCUCGCUCACGCUGAGCUCGUCGCUGACGUACACGGCGGCGUCGCACGGGCUGGUGGUGCAGAACCCGGCGCACUCGGGGCUUGCCCGCCAGAACAUCCAGCUGUCGGUGAUUCAGUACAUCCGGGACAGCCAGCCGGGCUUCGACGCGGGCCGCGUGUUCACGGACCGCCAGCAGCGCCACGCCACGGCCUUUGCGCGCGAGUACUCGCCGGCCGGUGGGUCACCGUACACGGACUACUUUGAUGCGGAUCCAAGCGAGGGUCGCGAGGCCCGUGGCCCGGAUCGGAAGAGCUAUUAUGGCCAGGAUCGGACUGACGAUGUCAGUGGCAACCCAAGAGAGCACUAUGGCCAGGAUAUAAAUGAGCACUAUGGCCAGGAUAUAAAUGAGCACUAUGGCCAGGAUCCAAAUGAUGAUCUCCACAGGAACCCAAAUGAGCACUAUGGCCAGGAUAUAAAUGAGCACUAUGGCCAGGAUCCAAAUGAUGAUCUCGACAGGAACCCAAAAGAGUACUAUGGCCAGGAUAUAAAUGAGUACUAUGGCCAGGAUCCAAAUGAUGACCUCGACAGGAACCCAAAAGAGCACUAUGGCCGGGAUAUAAAUGAGUACUAUGGCCAGGAUGCAAAUGAGCAGGAUGGCCAGGAUCCAAAUGAUGACCUCGACAGGAACCCAAAAGAGUACUAUGGCCAGGAUCCAAAUGAACACUAUGGCCAGGAUCCAAAUGACCAUUCCGACCUGGACCUACACAAGGGCUUCGACAGAAAUCCAAAUGAUGACGUCGGUGGGAGUCUAAACAUGAACCUGGACCAGCACCCCGACCAGCACCUUGCCAGCGGGGACGGCUUUGGCACGCACUCCUCCGCAGACGACGACAUGCUCCUCCCGCCGCUGCCGCCGCGGCUGCCGCCCAGGGAGUUGGACCCCUCCAAGUUGUACGGGCUUUUCGACUUCCUGGGGCCCGACCCCCUGCAUUGCACGCUCCGCCGCGACGAGCCGGUCUACCUCCUCAACGACCUGGACAAAUACUGGUGGCUCAUCAAGAAGUUGAGCACGCAGGAGCGCCAGCUGUUGCCGCGUGGGCAGGCGUCGCCGCACGACGCGCUGGCCGCGCAUGACGACGGCAAGAUCGGCUUCGUGCCGGCGGAGUGCUUGGAGACCCACGGCGAGCGCUUGGCGCGCCUCAACUGCUUCCGCAACGAGGAGCUCGAGCGGUCCUCGCGCGACACGCUCCCGGCCCUGGGCGCCGUCAGCAGGGUCUCUCUAGACGAGUCCAUUGAUGGCAGGGGCCUGGGCGCCCUCCAGCGGUCCAGCUCCAUUCUCAAGAAGGCAGGCACAUACGUCCAGAGCAACAAGCUGGUCACGUUCGAGAACUUGGGGGACCUCCGUCUCGACGACGAAGACUCCGACCUCGACGACGUCAUGGACUUCUCCGACAACUACUACUCCGUGGGGCAUGCGGACGUUGCGGGCCGCGCCGCCGACAGCCCCGAAGAGCCCUCGGAUGUCCUCAGCGACACCUAUCCACCGGACGCGCCCUUGCAGAUCCGGAAGCCCCGUGCCACUGCCUUCCCCGCGUCCUCGGACUUGGCCGACUUUGCGCAGCCCAGGCUACUAUUCUCGGGCGACAACACCUCCAUCGGCUCGUUUUCGCCGGACACGCCUCCCGCGAAACAUGCCGUGCAUGUCGCCAGGCCAAACUCCGCCGAUGGCGACGAGGGAGAGCACUGCUUGCGGCGCUCGUUGAUCAUCGACCGUCUCAACAUCGUGACCUUGGGAAUGGACUCGCAGGCUGCCCAGACCGCCGCCGCUGCCCACGAGCCCACGUUCGGUGGCUCUCUAAGCCUGCGUGCUCAUUCAGACGACGACAGCGAGGGAAGCAUGUACGAGCCCUCUCCCCCCGACCGGCCAACAAGAGCACUGAACCGUGCCUUGAGCGGCAUUGCCUACGGGGACAAUGAAGGCCUGAACGACCAAAUCUCCCGAAAGUCGCUCCUGGCGGAAGAUUUCAAUACCCCUCUCACAAGCGUCAACUCGGUGAACUGCGUGUCCACCUCCCCCAAACCACCCGCUCCAGUCGCCCGCGAGAAGAGAAGGAAAAGACCUGUUUACGACAUGUUCCUGCCUAUUCUCGGCCAGUUGGACGAGCUCACUGAAAAGCUUGCCGAGUUGGAGCACACUCUAUAA
Messenger RNA from Metschnikowia bicuspidata var. bicuspidata NRRL YB-4993, 2388 nucleotides. It is a transcript of the gene BUD14, whose product is annotated as protein phosphatase regulator. The transcript has 2 exons. The coding region runs from base 148 to 2388 and encodes 746 amino acids. Gene Ontology annotation, cellular component: microtubule cytoskeleton; cell tip. Gene Ontology annotation, biological process: establishment or maintenance of actin cytoskeleton polarity. The record is from RefSeq and is a predicted model, not a curated record. Gene Ontology annotation, molecular function: protein binding. NCBI's taxonomy places the organism in Eukaryota, Fungi, Ascomycota, Pichiomycetes, Serinales, Metschnikowiaceae.